GUGGUCUGAGGUUCAUGUCAUACAUAGAACAUUGCUGAAGCGACAGAUGCAGUAGACACCUCCAGCACAGCUCCACCUUCACCUACUAUCCACCUCCAACUUGUUCAGCUCCUCAUCUGCUUGAAACCAUGAAGUUUUCUCGUCUUAAAAUCUUCCUCUUAAUCUUGGCUCAUAUUAUCUUGGUCAUCCUGCUGCUAGUCUUAUUUGCCAAUCCUGUAAGUGAACAGCAGUAUCCAAAAAGGGCAGAUGAAUCUGAAGUACAUCUGCAAAAUGAAUUCAACCAACAGUUCCGAGAUUAUGUAAACCCCAUUGAGGACUUCUUGAUGAUCACUACAGAAUCAAAUGAAGAGCCCCCAGAUAAAGUCUUGGAUAUCCAGCUAAAUAAAACAACAGAGUCAGCCAAAUCAAUGAUAACUACCAAAAGGCCACUCAACCAAACACAAGCCAAAUCAGACAGAACCAGUCUGGAUGUUCCGUCAACAACUUUAGGACAAACCACUUGGAAAUCUCUUAAGGCAAAUAACUUUACUGCUGAGCCAAAGUGGGAAUUUGAGGAGGAUUAUAUCCUGGUGACUUCCUCUCAUCAUACCACCUGCCCGUUAUCGAUAAAAAUUAAAGCUCACAACGUGUCUUGGCUGAAAGAGAGGUUCCUACAUGAUAUCACCAUAUUUAUGGAUGCCCACCACUUCAACGAUCAGGAGUGGAGAAGAUUGGCACACUUCAUUCCUCCAUAUGGCUGGAGGGAGUUAGAGUACCCAGUGGUGAAGGAAGUGAUGUCGGUCCUACCUCAUGUUCCCGAUCAGCAGCUGCUCCUCGCAGAAAGGAGAGGGAAAGCUCCAGGCUGCGUUACCUGUGCUGUGGUGGGAAAUGGAGGAAUUCUCAAUGCGUCUCGGAUGGGAAAAGAGAUUGAUUCACAUGAUUAUGUAUUUCGGGUUAAUGGAGCAAUGAUUAAAAGAUAUGAGGCUGAUGUGGGAAAGCGGACCUCAUUCUACGGCUUCACUGCUUUCACCAUGCUAUCUUCCUUCAAUUUGCUAAACAGGAGAGGAUUCUCCACUGUUCCCAAGGACAAGGAGACAAAGUACAUCCUUUUCACGGAAGGACAGAGAGACUUUGAGUGGCUGAAAGCUGUACAGCAGAACAAAGAGCUCCGCAAGGGUUAUCUACGGCAAUACCGGCUCCGUCCUCGGGAAGACUUUGGGAACAAUUUUGACUUUAAGAAGUUGUUAGUUGUCCAUCCAGAUUUCUCACGGUACUUGAAGAACAGGUUCCUGAGAUCAAACAUACUCAAUGGACAGUGGUGGAGACUAUACAGGCCGAGCACAGGGGCCUUGGUUCUGUUGACAGCAUUACAUCUGUGCGAUGUGGUCAGUGUCUAUGGUUUUAUGACAGAAGAUUUCCAAGAUUAUGCUGAUCAUUAUUAUGACAAGACGCACACUAAAGUUGUUUUUUAUAUCAACCACGACUUUCUUUUGGAGAAAGACUUAUGGGCUCGCCUGCAUGAGCUAGACAUCAUCAAACUUUACAAGGGGAAUAAGGGACUAUAGGACUGGACUCCUAUAACGAAACAAUGACCACUAUCAAGUCCACAUUUUUUGUAGAAAUUGGUAAUUUAUUUUUUGCUCAUAUUCUGUUUAAAUUAACUUGUUAAAAAGGGUUUUCAGAGAUAUUUUUACUGAUACUUAUCCUCUGGGUAGGUCAUCGGUGUCUGAUCGGUGGGGGUCCGACAACCGGGACUACCGCUGAUCUCGGCUUUUUGAGAUUUCACCAGUACUCACAGCAGUGCAGCGGGCUUCUCUCGGCUCACCAAGCAGAGCGUCCUUCAUUUCUUAGUGGCUGUGCUUGGUAUCACAGCUCAGAUCCAUUUACUUCAAUGGGGUUGAGAAGCGCCUAGGUCAGUGAUGGCUAACCUUGGCACUCCAGUUGUGGUAAAACUACAACUCCCAAGAUGCCCCCCUUGCUUGGCUGCUCUCAGAACUCUAUAGAAAUAAAUGGAGCAUGCUGGGAGUCGUAGUUUCACCACAGCUGGAGUGCCAAGGUUAGCCAUCACUGGCCUAGGUCAUAUGACCGACGCAUGUGAUGUCACUUGGCCUAGUUAAAGCUACAAGAAGGCCUUGGCACUACUGCGAGAGCUGGUGCCUUCUCAAACAGCUGAUCAGUGGGGGCCCUGGGUCUCGGACCCUCAACGAUCAGAUACUGAUGGCCUAUCCAGAGGAUACGUCAAUUAGUAAAAAUAUCUAAGAAAACCCCUUUGACUGAGUUAAAUAAAUCUGAAUUUUAAAUGUGGUGAAUGGGCAAGUGAUUGUCAUUCUGGAAAUAAAGGUGUUUGGACAGUCCAGCUUUUACAAGGGAGACAUUCUUUUCUCCUGUUUCCACUCUACCUCCUUUCUCAUUGCUUUAUGGGGAGGACCAUGGCUUCUAGGACUAUCCUUUCUGGGUUGAAAGCAAUCUCUCAGAUAAACCAACUGCCUUUGACAUUCUUACUAUUUAUUGGCCAAUUGUCCCUUUUUUUCUGUUAUUUCGACUACUUUAUUAGAAAUCUAAAUUAUUUUACCCAGUUGUGCACCUCCUCACAAUCUACAAUAAAUAUGCCCCUAAAUUACUCCUCAAAAUAAACUGACUGUAAAGAGACUAUGCUUCAGAUAUUCGGCACAAUUUUGCUAGGUUGUUGUUCUCACAAAAUAACACCUAUGGGUGUAUCCACUGAACAAAUCCAGUUAUGCAUGAAAGGCCUCAUGCACAUGACCGUUUUUGUGGUCUGCAUCCGAGCUGCAUUUUUUUCGGCUCGGGUGUGGACCCAUUCACUUCAAUGGGACCGCAAAAAAA
Molecule: messenger RNA, 2823 nt
Organism: Bufo gargarizans (Asiatic toad)
Lineage: Eukaryota; Metazoa; Chordata; Amphibia; Anura; Bufonidae
Gene: ST6GALNAC1
Product: ST6 N-acetylgalactosaminide alpha-2,6-sialyltransferase 1
Exons: 9
Coding region: 129-1544 (471 amino acids)
Molecular function (GO): alpha-N-acetylgalactosaminide alpha-2,6-sialyltransferase activity
Source: RefSeq, a predicted model, not a curated record